GACCAGCUUGUACACAAACGACACUGGGUACAUCCCGACGAUUGAAAACUGCACGUUUCCGUUGUACAGUUACGACUCUGAUGAAUAUAUCGUCACUGAUAAAGGCGAACUGGAAUUAUAUGCCAAAAAUAUCAAAUUCGACGCGGCCGAUUUUAUGCUUAGAAAUGAUUCUACAGCUUUAGUUUGUUAUAAUCCGUCAAUGGAGUUAUCGUUCUUUACCAUGGACUAUAUCCAGAGUUAUCUCGCUUGGGUAUGCUCGGGAUUAUCCAUUUUGUUCUUGCUGGUGACGUUAUUAUUUUACGUGUUGUACAAGGAACUGAGAAAUCUACCAGGGAAACUCACUAUGGGUCUGGCCGCGUCUCUGAUCUUGGGCCAAGGUUUGAUGUUUCUACCAAAAUUCAGCGGAAACGUCUGCCAAUACCUAGCGGCUUGCACACAUUUUAUAUGGUUGAGCGUUUUCAUGUGGAUGAGCUGCCAAGCUUACAACAUGCUUGUUACGUUCCAUCCCAGCUUGACCAGGCGUGGUCCCUGUAGUUUCUGGAUAUACUUCACAUUAAGUGUCGUCAUACCAGGUCUCAUAGUUAUUCCGUUGUUGGUCAUGGACGUCAUCCCUGAAGAACGUGUCAUGCACGUGAGAUAUGGCGUAGUCUCGUGCACUUGGAUGGCGGAUAAAGAUGGCUACAUUUACACUUUCUUCGUUCCCGUGGCAUUGACCCUCACCUUUAAUAUCGUCUGCUUCAGCUUAACGUUGUAUUCCAUUGAAAUUACCAUGGCAACAAGCGAGGAAGUAACGGGAAGAAAACGAGAUCGUCAACGAUGCAUCAUUUACAUCAAGUUGUCGUCAGUGAUGGGUUUCUCGUGGAUAUUCGGCUUCAUCGCAUCAUUUGGUGACGUACCAGCUCUGUGGUAUGUGUACGUCAUACUAAACGGCCUUCAGGGUGUUUUUAUUUUCUUGUCGUUCAGCCUCAACACCAGAACUCGUCGUCUCUUGACCAAACGAGAGUCUGGAUAUAAAUUCUCAAGCAUAUUUAAGACUCGAUCUACAGGUACAACGGUUACGAGCUCGUCCACUCGUUCAGAUCAAUCAAAAUUUUAGAUGUCGGUGGUAAAAUGGCGUCCACCUAAAAAAAAUGUGAUCAUUUCGGGUCUUAAGCAGUAGGUGGAAACAUGAGGCCCAGGACAAAAUCCACGAGGUUGGACAAGUGACCCUACUCUUUGUCACGUACAAGCUGGAAAUAGAAACCACUCCACUUAAGGGUGAAUUAUAUAGGAUUUAAAUGAAGAGCAGAUCGUUCUCGCUAUAACCUUUAUUUUGAGCUAAGUUAUCAAUGGCUGUAGUUAUGACAAGAUGUGAGCAUUGAUUGUUUAUUAUUGUUACCACCGUACUGGUCAUUCGAGUCGACCUAGUUUCCCCAUUUUUAAAUUAAAUCAAUAAAUGGCCGAACCGUUCUAAUCUACUUAAAAUCGCAGCCAUUCGAUGGCAUCGACAGUUGAUAAGGGUUUUGUGAUGUUGAUGAAUAUCUAUUUUUAAAUUAAAUCAAUAAAUGGCCGAACCGUUCUAAUCUACUUAAAAUCGGAGCCAUUCAAUGGCAUCGACAGUUGAUUAGGGUUAUGUCAUGUUGAUGAAUAUCUAAUAUAUAUAAUAUUUAGGGCCCAAAGAAAGACGUGAAAUUGGCAGAUCUAGUAUAAAGUCUGUUUAACUCAA
Patella vulgata (common limpet) is the source of this 1705-nucleotide messenger RNA. Its product is annotated as adhesion G protein-coupled receptor E2-like. Gene Ontology annotation, biological process: G protein-coupled receptor signaling pathway; cell surface receptor signaling pathway. The record is from RefSeq and is a predicted model, not a curated record. The coding region runs from base 155 to 1096 and encodes 313 amino acids. Lineage: Eukaryota; Metazoa; Mollusca; Gastropoda; Patellidae. Gene Ontology annotation, cellular component: membrane. Gene Ontology annotation, molecular function: G protein-coupled receptor activity. The transcript has a single exon.